This is a messenger RNA of Arachis stenosperma, 2121 nucleotides long. RefSeq lists its product as uncharacterized. The record is from RefSeq and is a predicted model, not a curated record. The transcript has 9 exons. NCBI's taxonomy places the organism in Eukaryota, Viridiplantae, Streptophyta, Magnoliopsida, Fabales, Fabaceae. Bases 1 to 2121 code for a protein of 706 amino acids.
AUGGAUGAUAUAGACCAAUCAGAAAUAUAUGAUCCUUCGAUAAAUUCAUUAAGUCAAGUUGCUUCUGUUAUUGAUCAUCCUCUGUUCUUGCAAAGUGAGAUACAAGGUUGUCUUGAUGUUGGUGAUCCUAACUAUGAAUGCUCAAUCUGUGGGGCGUGUUUCUGGUUAUCAGAACGUGUUGAAAGAGAUUCUACAAUUAGUCGUCCUGUUUUUACUGUAUUGGAUUCAGUGAAUGAUGGGAGUGGUCCACCGCAGUUUAUAAUAACUGGUCAAAAUUAUCAUUGGAUUGGAAGUUUGCUCCCAGAUCCUAGUCAGAAGCCUAAAUUUGUGCAAUUAUAUAUAUACGACACUCAGCAUGAGAUAAUGCAUAGGCAGGGAAUCUUUCGGAAGGUCGAUCGAAGAAAUUACAAUACUCCCUCUUGUGAUGAAGUUGCUGCUCUGAUUGUUGGAGAUUUUGAUUCGUCAAAUCAUGGUCGUGACAUUAUUGUUCGAUCUACUGCUGGUCAGUUGCAACGUAUCUAUGAAACUCAUGCUCUGUAUUGGCCUUUACAGUAUCCGUUGUUGUUUCCAUAUGGCGAGCAUGGUUACCAGUUGAAUAUUCUAUAUCGAGGUCAACAGGAGGGAUAUGUCCCUGGAAGAAGAACAAGGGUUUCUCUUAGGGAAUUCAUAUGUUUUUGUUUGCAGAUUAGGGAGCAAGAAGAUGGAAUUAUUCACAAGUGUAGGCAAUUAUUUCAACAAUUUUUUGUUGACUGUUUCACGAUGAUUGAGUCACAGAAGUUGUAUGAGAUUAGAAUGAAGCAAAGUACAAUUAGAGGAGAAGUGCUCCAAGGAAUAGAAGAGGCUAUGUGUCGUGGUGACGACGAAGCUUCUUCAAUUGGGACACGAGUCAUCUUGCAUUCUUCGUUCACUGGUGGUAGACGUUAUAUGUUUAAUUGUUGUCAGGAUGCGAUGCCUGAAUUUCAGCGGUUCACGGAGCGGGAGCGAAUUCCCAUCGCUGAUCGUCCUGAUAUCUCUUGCCGGGUUUUUCAUGCUAAGUUGAAAUGCCUGCUAAGCGAUCUCAAGGAAGGUGUAUUUUUUGGUCCACUUAAUGCAGGUAUGUAUACUAUUGAGUUCCAAAAAAGAGGUCUACCGCAUGCACACAUGUUACUAUGGCUUAACGGGGAAAGCAACUUACAAAGUGUUGAAAUUGUUGAUGAAUUCAUCUGUGCCGAACUACCCAAUCCACAGAAAUUUCCAUCUCUUUAUAAUGUCGUCUCCAAGUACAUGAUCCAUGGUCCUUGCGGUCUUCUUAGACCGAGUUCUCCUUGCAUGAAAGAUGGUAAGUGCUCAAAAUUUUAUCUGAAAAGAUUUGUUGAUCAAACGAGCUUUGAUGAAGAUGGCUAUCCGAUUUAUAGACGUCGUAAUAUGGGUGUGACAGUGAAGAUCAACGACGUUGAUAUUGACAACAGAUUUGUUGUGCCUUAUAAUCCACUGCUGUUAAUGAAAUAUCAAGCUCACAUAAAUCUUGAGUUCUGUAACAAGUCAAACGUCAUCAAGUAUCUUUUUAAGUAUAUCAAUAAGGGUCCAGAUUGGGUCACUGCAACUGUUGGAGAAACAUAUUAUGUUGGGGAAUCUUCUCAGCAUGUUGUAUUCGAUGAUGCUGAUAUCACUACUUAUGUUUAUUUGCGCAACAAAGAUUUGCUGACGAUGUUUAAGGGUUGGAUGAUGGCGAACAGGCGGUUCCCAGAUGGGUGGUCUUUAACAUAUGUUGAAUAUCCAGGAAAAUUUUUCUACUGUUUGAACAGUAGGGAGUGGAAGCCGAGAAAGAGGGGAUUCUCAAUUGGAAGAUUGAGUUUUGCUCAUCCGUCAUCUUGUGAACUUUUCUAUAUGCGGAUGCUUUUGAAUGAGGCAUGUUCUUCCAUGGGAUUCUUGAUAGAUGAUAAGGAGUAUGUUUCUGCUAUUAAGGAAGUUGCCGAGGUAGCGUCCGCUGCACAGCUAAGGAGGUUUUUUGUGAUGUUAUUGUUAUCUAGUUCCAUGGGAAGGCCUUUGUCAGUUCGGGAACAAACUUGGGCCUAUUUGUCUGAUGAUGUUCUUUAUCGCAGAAGGCAUGAGCUGCAAUAUCCUGAUCUAACGAUGAGUUAG